UUUCUCUUUUCAUCUUCUUUCUUUGUCUUCUGCUCAUCUUAUUCUUCAUUUUGAUUCUCUCAGUUUAUUUGGUGAACUUCAGUAACAGUUUUCAAAACUUUUUAAAUUCUUUACUCAAAUCAGUGAAUCAACUUUUCUUUUUAAAUUUUUUUAUUCGUUUAUUUAAAAUUAUUGUUUCACUUUUUCUUCUAAUUGAUUAUUCAAUUGAACAUCAUCAUCAAGUAAUUUAACAUGGAAACCAACAAAAGUGCCUCAAAGACCAAUCUCAACGAAUCUCAUAUUCCUUUGUUGGAAGAUGAAGGUAAAGAUUCAAAUGCCAAGAAGGAGGAGAAAAUUGAAAUGGAAUCAAAGAAUGACGGUGACAAAGAUGAGAAACCAACAAGUGAAGAUAAAAAGGCUAAAAAGGAAAAGAAGCCUAAAGAGAAGAAAGUUGGACCCAAGAAAACUCCACUUACCUGUGCACAAAAUUGUACCAUUGGAUUGAAUGUAUUGGAUCGAGAUGAGAAACACAUCAACGACCAUAUCAACAUCAAUUUCGAAGAUAUUAUCGCGGAAACUGAUUCUCUUCAUGGUUUCGAAUUUAUCUGGAGAGUAACCUACCUUAUCUUCAACAAUUCCCGAAAUUGGUUCUAUGGUUUAAUCACAGCAAUUCUUGCACCAUUUUUAGCCAUUUUCUGGGCACUCAUUUUCUCCGUUUUCUCAGCCGCCAUGGUUUGGAUUCUCAUGCCACUAUUCAAACUUUUCGAGCUCACCCUCCAUUACGCACACAAGUACUGGAAUGCUGUCGUUCGAUGUCUAUUGGAUCCCGUUUUCGCCGCCGGUGGACUAUUGUUUGGCAACAUUCGCACUCGAACUGAGAAUCACAACCAUUCUCAUCAUUCAGUCUAAAUUAGCUCAAUUAACACCAAUGGAUAAUUAUACAAAUCAACGCAACAUUUGCCACCUCUUUUUUUCGCCCGCCUUAUUUUCGCUUUAAUUUCCACCUCCCGGUUCUUUUCUAACCUUUUAAUUACUUUAGAAAAUUAUCAUUACCUCGUAGCAAUUAAAUUUCUCCUUAGGCUCUCUCUCUCUCCCUCUUUAUCUAACCCUCUAUUUCUCAUCUCUGUCUUUUUCUUCAUCUUUUCUCAUUCAUCAAACAAAAAAUUCUAUUUUACUCUUGAAACGUUUUUUCUUGAUGAAAAAAAAAGAACAAAAUUUUUUUCUAACAAAACAUCUAAUCACUAAUUCGCGAUGAUCAUUUAAAACUCAUCCAAUUCAAUUACGUUAUUAAUCAACAUGCAAUUCAAAUUGAUUUAUAAACAUCUUAGAUGUUUAGUUAAUCAUGAAAAGUUCUGAUUGGUUGAUGUUUAUUAUUCUCUUUUAAAUUGUUCUUUAAAAGUUUAUCACGAUAUUAUUAUUAAUAGUUACAUAGAAAAUGAUUACAAUGAUGAUUAGUAUACAAUUAAUUGCGAAAUAUAAGUUAAUUGUUGCUUUUAAUUAGUUGCUCCCAAAAUGAUUCCUGCUGAUCGGACAAAAUGUUUCCUCGAAUAGUCUGAAAUUGAAUGUGACGGAUACUCGGUAAAUGGCCUCAUCCAGAAAGGUUUCACUAUUCCGUAACUGGGCCAACCAUAGGACUCAAAAUAAGCGAUGGAACAAUUAACUGAAUUAAUUGUAAACAUUGAAAGAACCGCAGUUAAAACAACAAUUAAACCGAUUGACUUUAAAUAGGAAACAGAAAGAGGAAGAUGAAACAAAGAAAAAGUCAACAAUUAGAAUGACAAUUUAUUCAGAUGAGAGAAAGAAACAAUUAAAUUAUUAUUACCUUGAUCAUCAUUAAUUCAUUCAUUGGGAACAAUUAAAAGCAAACAAAUUCACAAUGAAAAUCAAUUAACUUUAAAUUGUUGGUUAACAAUUAAACUCAUAAACUUAAUCCAAAUGGUUGUUAAUAUUAAUCUGAUCACAACGAAAGUCCAACGAAAAAGUUAAUCACAAUUAAAAGUCACAAAAAGAGAAUCAAAAAAACAAAUUAAUCGUCACCAAGUAAACAAUGAAACCUUAAUUUAAAUUGAAUGACACUGAACAAUCAAACGAAACAAUUAACGUUUAAAACAAUUAAAAA
Messenger RNA from Panonychus citri (citrus red mite), 2098 nucleotides. RefSeq names its product caveolin-1-like. The transcript has 2 exons. The coding region runs from base 232 to 888 and encodes 218 amino acids. Gene Ontology annotation, cellular component: caveola. Gene Ontology annotation, biological process: caveola assembly. NCBI's taxonomy places the organism in Eukaryota, Metazoa, Arthropoda, Arachnida, Trombidiformes, Tetranychidae. Gene Ontology annotation, molecular function: molecular adaptor activity. The record is from RefSeq and is a predicted model, not a curated record.